AUUCAUUUCAUUUCGUCAUCCCGUCCACGCGUGGUGCUUUUAAGUCGUCGCCAUUUUAAUUUUGCAGAGAUUAUUUGGAAAGUUAAAUUUUUUGAAAAAUUAUGGGGCCCACUAAAAUUUUCUUAGUUCUUGGACUCGUCGCAACUUUAGUGCCGGCAGGUUUCGCACUGCAAUGCUUCAUUUGCAACAAUUUUGACAACCCGACCGGUUGUGGGCACGGGGACGAAGGGAAAGACCAACAAUUUCUGAAGGACUGUGACGACCCGCAACAAAACCCGGAUUACGAUGAAGCCUCCCGAGACCGAAUUCCGCUCGGUGCAAAGUACGAAUUUUGCAGGAAGAUCGUCACCUCGAUCGAGUUCGAUGUCAACACAAACAAAGCAACGGAACGUAUCACCCGAAAAUGUGGUUAUCUUCCGUCCCAAGGAGGGAAAUAUGACGAGGAAUGUUAUUAUCGGGGUGGAUUUGGGGGUCGCCAGCGGACCUGCACGUGCAAAGGGAACGCCUGCAAUGGCGCCUUCAAUCUCGGCGCGAGUGGCGCCCUCCUCGCGGGCGCGGUCGCUGUGGUUUACUCCGCCACCAAAUUAUUCUAAUUCAAAUUGUUCCAAAUUGUUCUAGUUCAACACAAAAAUAUUAAUCUGAUUAAACAAAUUGUGCAGUUAAUUAAUAAAAUAUGUAAAUCUAUA
This is a messenger RNA of Folsomia candida, 686 nucleotides long. RefSeq lists its product as uncharacterized. The transcript is spliced from 3 exons. The record is from RefSeq and is a predicted model, not a curated record. Gene Ontology annotation, biological process: regulation of synaptic transmission, cholinergic; positive regulation of voltage-gated potassium channel activity; sleep. NCBI's taxonomy places the organism in Eukaryota, Metazoa, Arthropoda, Collembola, Entomobryomorpha, Isotomidae. The coding region runs from base 102 to 593 and encodes 163 amino acids.